AUGCCCAUCAACGCACAGUCUGCAAAGUCCUUGGACACGGACGUUCCGGACAAGCCCCUUAUCUUUGUCGUUGAGGGGCGAUACCAGAACUGGAUCAAGCCAAUCAUCUUGCUCGAGUGUCUCAACAAAGAGUAUGAUGCAGUCUGCCUGGAUGGACCCGCCACUAGGACCGACUGGUACACCAGACUCCAUCCCCAGAGAUAUGUACCUGCCAUGAUUGAUAGCUCCAUGGGUAAACGUGUUACCUCAUGGGAUAGCUCUCAGAUCCUCGUGUACUUGGCCAGCAAGUAUGAUGUUGAAAAGGCAUGGGGAGGGUCUACUGUAGCGGAAGAGCUGGAGAUUGGAAACUGGCUGACUUUUGAGACUGCAUCUCUUGGUCCCACUGCCAAGUACUGGGUCUGGUAUGCGAUCCGGAAGCCCGAGGACAAGAAUCCAAAAGCCCAAGAAAAGAUGCUCAAUGACCUGAAAGUCCAAUAUGGAAUCCUUGAAAAGCAUCUUUCCCAGCCCGGCCAAGAAUUCAUCGGGCUCAAAGAUCGGCCAACUAUUGCAGAUAUUGCCAUCUAUCCUUUUGCAGACGAUCCAACCAUGGAGCGUAUGGGCAUAGACAAGAAUGACUAUCCGGCACUGAAGGCAUGGAGCGAGAGGUUCGCGCAGAUUCCGGGCGUGAAGAAGGCUUACGAUGAGAUGGACUCUAGAAAAGAGGUCGUCAUUGGAGAGUGA
Molecule: messenger RNA, 720 nt
Organism: Trichoderma citrinoviride
Lineage: Eukaryota; Fungi; Ascomycota; Sordariomycetes; Hypocreales; Hypocreaceae
Product: glutathione S-transferase
Exons: 3
Coding region: 1-720 (239 amino acids)
Source: RefSeq, a predicted model, not a curated record